Messenger RNA from Pseudo-nitzschia multistriata, 3292 nucleotides. The record is from the annotation of a GenBank genome assembly. NCBI's taxonomy places the organism in Eukaryota, Bacillariophyta, Bacillariophyceae, Bacillariales, Bacillariaceae.
GGUUUUUUUGGUUCCAUCCAACGACCGCGUGAACAAGGAUACGRCAUACGCUCCAUGGAUCCACUACAUCCCACUCGCAGAAUUCAUGGCAACCAAAAACCGGAAAUGCUAGAUACUCGGAAGCGCAGGCGCCAAUCGCAACAACAGGUUCGAUCCGCCCAGCCCUCCUGCGGCAACAACGAAUGCGAAAUUCUCGUUGCACACCACCCUGUGCUUUCGUCUCGUCGAAGCCGGUCUCGGUUCCACAAUUCCCUGCUAGCAGCAAUUGCUGCUCUGCUGGCCUCCACGGAUGCCUCCACGGAUGCGUCUCGAGCCCGGCACUCGCAUGCCUACGCGGCAAACAACAACGUCUUCGAAAGACAACCCAACCGGGGAUCGUCGAGGCGCAACAGCGAUAGUGCAAUAAUCGACGGAUUGUUCUUCGACGACGCCGAGUACAAUGACCAGGAAUGGGUCUUUGACAUGAUCGAUCUGGCCCCGGUGUGGUCCCAGGGAAUUUUUGGCAGGGGGGUGAGGGUGAGGAUCAACGACGGGGAAAUCGACGAAGCCCACGCCGAGUUCGAGGGCCGGUUCGACAGAGACGCAUCCUGUCCGCGCAGCAGCAUCCAUGUUUACAACAACAUCGACCACAACGACAUCAACAAUGCAUACAGCAACCACCGCAGCGGGAUCUUUGAUACCUACCAGCACGGAACGUCCGUGGCGUCCAUCGUCGGUGCGGCGGGAAACAACGGCGGAUGCGCCGUUGGUGUUGCCCCGCAGACCACUCUUUCGUGGUGCAACGGCCUCGAUCCCGACGAAUCCUUCCUGGACCACGACCUCGGCUCGGUGGACGUGUCCCAGAAUUCCUACGACAUCAAGACCUGCGAGCCGUACGCGCAGCGUCGCAUGCGGGGGCUGCGGCCGCGGAACCUCUCGCCGGACCGCUGCCCCUUUGAAGUGCCCGGGGCCGCUCCCUGCGAGGUUUGCGAGGCCGGCUUUAACUCGGGGUAUUUCUUUGGCGGCGAAUCCCGCAAGAAGAAACCCCCGCCCAAGAUGUCCGACGAGUGCGUCCGGUCCAUCGUCCGCCACUGCGACCGGUACUUCAAGCAGGAGGAAAGCGAUGGCGGGGGGGCCUGCUCCGAUUUCCUGGACCUCAUCAUCGGCGGGGAGUGCAACUACGAGGGCCUGAGCACCACCGCGAGGAGGAGCAUCUCGAACGGGAUCCGGCUCGGUCGGAACGGCCUCGGGGUGGUCUACGUCUUUGCCAGCGGGAAUUCCUUCCUCGAGGGCGACGACACAAACCUCAAGGGAUACACCAACUCCCGGCACACCAUCAGCGUGGGGGCGGUGGGAAAGGACCGGAUCCACACCUACUACAGCACCGGCGGGGCCUCGCUCUUCCUGUCGGCCCCCGCGGGAGACUCCGAGGAUCUCUCGAAGCACGUCGUGGCCAGGGCCGGGGGGGGCUGCACCACCACCGGCAUCGGAACGAGCUUUGCGUCACCGGUGGUCAGCGGUGUGGUAGCCCUGGUGCUCGAAACCAACCGCGAGCUCGGCUGGAGGGACGUGCAGGGGAUUCUAGCAAAGUCGGCAAAGCCGGUGCACGAGGAUUCCUUCGAUCGGUCGGCCGUGGUCAACGGCGGGGGGCUCUGGCACUCGAACCUGUACGGCUUUGGGAUCGUCAAUGCCAACGACGCGGUGGAAAYGGCCAAGACCUGGACCAACUACGGACCGGAGCGGGUGAUCGCGAUCGAUUCGGGCCCGCUCGACGAUCCGAUUCUCGACAAAUCGUCCGGGUCUGCCCCGUCCACCUCGUCCAUUGCCGUUGCUCCAAAGGAAGAGGAAGACCGGUAUUUCGUGGUGGAAAGCGUCGAGCUCCUCCUCGACGUGGUCCACAUAUCACGGGGGGACCUGAAGAUCACCCUCCGGUCCCCGUCCGGAACCGAGUCCGUCUUGCACCCAGGAAAACUUCCCGAAAACGUCCAGCUGGACCCGGAGGACGAGGGCAAAUUCUGGAAACUCAUGACGGUUCGCAACCGGGAGGAAUCCCCUUUCGGCGAAUGGACGCUGACCGUUGCGGACGAGAAGCCCGGCCAGUUCGAUGAGUGCGUCGACGCGCCGGGCUUUGCCCUGCAGUAUGCCGGGGUCAAGGUACGAAAGAACAAAGGACGCUUGGUAUGAUUUGCUCGUUCGGUUCCAAGGUCGGGACUUUGGGUCGCUUCUUUUCUCAUGUUUUGGUGUUGGAUUUGUGUUCUUGCGUUGUGGCCAGAUUGACUGCCKGUAUCUCGAAGACUACAACGUUUGCGGAUCGCUGGAAAGCACAACCGCGGAAGGAUCCGCGAUCAGGAUCAAGCCGGAGUACUGGUUCCUGAACACCCUCGCCGAUGCCAAGGGCCGCGGCGUUUCCGAUGCUUGCUGCGUUUGCGGCGGUGGGAUGAAUCAGGAAUCCCUCGGCCCGAACCUCCUGCGGCACUGGACCCUCGCCAUCUAUGGCAGGCACGAUCCGUCGGCGUUUGCUACCGAUGCGCCGACGACUCCAGCGACACCCUCUCCGACGAGGCUUCCGACCGAUUCUCCCUCCGGACUCCCGACGACGGUGGCUCCGACCAACGCCCCCAGCACGGGACCGACUACUACGGAGGAAUUGGCGAASSYUCCYGCUUCCGUUCCUAGGACGCAGGAGCCGUCCGCGAGCCCAACACCAUUGGUGACACUCCGACCGACGGAUGUAGCGACGACGGCAACCACAACCACAACGACAACGACGACAACCGCGACAACGAAUGCUACGUCUGCUCCGUCGCACUCCCCAAGCGAACCGCUCGAUACCGAUGCGUUGCUGCUCGACGGGGAAAACCCCGGUCUCGACGACGAUUCGGCAGAAGAAACRUACUCGGUGGGAGGCAGAAAGAGCAAUUCCGGAAGCGGCGAGGCGGAGCUCCCUCUUCCGGAUUCUAGUUCGGGGUCCGCCACGAUCGAUGCCGAUGUGGACCGAGACGGGGGAAACGACGGGGACGACCCGGCACCGCAAAGCGGGCCCGGCGCUGCUCCAAAGUCCGGGCCGGCUUCCUCCGCCUCGGGCCGUGCCCUGGGAGUGAGAUCGCYUGCAAUAGGAGCGGCGACGGUGAUCGCCAUCCUGUUUGGACUGGAGUGAUSCAGGUGUGGCAGUCGAGGAUUGGAACGAUGCGUCCGAAAGACUGAUGGGGACGGAGGGUUGCUGUCUCGAUCGGGCUCUUGUUUUCUUCCGUUUUGCCGAAUCCUGUGGACAUUCAAUCCAAACAAAAUAGCUUAAUAGACAAAUGUKUUGUAG